GACCUCGUCCGAGUGAGUAGCCGAGGCACCGCCCGCGCCCCGCCGCCGCGUCAGGGCGAUUCAUGCGCCGCGCAGGGGAGCGAGCUCCGAGCAUCUUGUGGUGCGGCCACUCCUCGGGGCCAGGAGCGGGGAAGCCGAGCGCAAGAAACCCCCGGACCAGAGCUCAGCCUCUUCCCGCCGACCGAAUCAUCAUGACCCACUUCAACAAGGGCCCUUCCUAUGGGCUCUCGGCCGAAGUCAAGAACAAGAUUGCUUCCAAGUAUGAUCGUCAAGCAGAAGAAGAUCUUCGCAAUUGGAUAGAAGAGGUGACCGGCAUGAGCAUUGGCACCAACUUUCAGCUGGGCUUAAAAGAUGGCAUAAUCCUCUGUGAACUCAUAAACAAGCUACAGCCGGGCUCAGUAAAGAAGGUCAAUGAGCCCUCAUUAAACUGGCCUCAGUUGGAGAAUAUUGACAACUUUAUCAAAGCUAUUCAGGCUUAUGGUAUGAAGCCACAUGACAUAUUCGAAGCAAAUGAUCUUUUUGAAAAUGGAAACAUGACCCAGGUUCAGACUACGCUGGUGGUCCUAGCAGGUCUGGCUAAAACAAAAGGAUUCCAUACAACCAUUGACACUGGAGUUAAGUAUGCAGAAAAACAAACAAGACGUUUUGAUGAAGGAAAAUUAAAAGCUGGACAAAGUGUAACUGGUUUACAGAUGGGAACCAACAAAUGCGCCAGCCAAACAGGUAUGACAGCCUAUGGGACUAGGAGGCAUCUUUAUGAUCCCAAAAUGCAAACUGACAAACCUUCUGAUCAGACCACGGUUAGUCUGCAGAUGGGCACCAACAAAGGAGCCAGCCAGGCGGGGAUGUUAGCCCCGGGUACCCGAAGAGACAUCUACGAUCAGAAGCUAACAUUACAACCCAUGGACAACUCGACAAUUUCUCUACAGAUGGGUACGAAGAAAGUCGCUUCCCAGAAAGGAAUGAGUGUGUAUGGGCUUGGGCGGCAAGUAUAUGACCCCAAAUACUGUGCUGCUCCCACAGAACCUGUCAUUCACAAUGGAAGCCAAGGAACCGGAACAAAUGGGUCGGAAAUCAGUGUUAGUGAUUAUCAGACAGAAUACCCAGAUGAAUAUCACGGCGAGUACCAAGAUGACAAGUACCCCAGAGAUUACCAAUAUAGAGAACAAGGCAUUGAUUAUUAGAUUCACAGAGGAGCUCAGUAUUUAGCCCGUUGUU
Eubalaena glacialis (North Atlantic right whale) is the source of this 1218-nucleotide messenger RNA. Its product is annotated as calponin-3-like. The record is from RefSeq and is a predicted model, not a curated record. Lineage: Eukaryota; Metazoa; Chordata; Mammalia; Artiodactyla; Balaenidae. Gene Ontology annotation, biological process: actomyosin structure organization. Gene Ontology annotation, molecular function: actin binding.